UAAUAUAAUGCAAUAUGUGGAGCGGCAAAGACUAGCUAGAAGGAAAGGAGUAAACAACGGCCCUUGAACAAAUUUGAGACCUCUAGUUUAUGUUUGUUGCAUGCAAAAUAUUGCCCAUCUCAAAUUCAAAACGUCAUUGUACACAAUACUAAAAGCCUUCUUUCAUUUCUAUCUUCUUUCACCACCAUUUUUUUUUUCUCAAUUCAGAAGCCAUGGCAUUACCACUUCUUUCAAUUUUCCUCUUCUCAUCUUUAGCCUUAUUUUCUCUAACAGAAUCCAAGCUCAAUGUUGACUACUACAAUAAAUCUUGUCCUCAAUUUGAAAAAAUCAUCCAGCAAAUUGUCGUCGACAAGCAACUUGCCGCGCCCACGACAGCAGCCGGCACCCUCCGCCUCUUCUUCCACGACUGCAUGGUGGGAGGAUGUGACGCCUCGUUACUUAUUUCCUCAAACUCCUUUGCCACGGCGGAACGCGACUCAGAUAUAAACCUCUCUCUGCCCGGGGACGCCUUUGACCUUAUUGCACGAGCAAAGACUGCCCUAGAACUCCAAUGCCCCGGCAUUGUUUCUUGUGCUGAUAUUUUAGCCGUUGCAACUCGAGACUUAAUCACCAUGGUUGGAGGUCCAUUUUAUAACAUUCGUCUCGGCCGAAAAGAUAGCUUUGAAUCAUACGCAAAAGAUGUUGAAGGCCAUAUUGCUAGGCCUAACAUGACAAUGGACACAAUAAUCAACAUGUUUGCAUCGAAAAAUCUAAACAUACAAGAAAUGGUGGCUUUAGUGGGUGCACAUACUAUUGGUUUCUCACAUUGUUCAGAGUUUAGCAAGAGAAUUUUCAAAUAUAGCAACACUUCAGAAAUUGAUCCUUCUAUGAAUCCUACAUUGGCACAAGCGUUACGAAAGCUAUGUGGGAAUAACUCGAAAGAUAUGGCGGCCUUCAAUGACGUGAUGACACCUGGCAAGUUCGACAACAUGUACUACAUAAACUUGCAAAAAGGUCUAGGGUUAUUGGCUUCAGAUCAAGCUAUGGUUUCAGAUCCUAGGACUAAGCCUUUUGUGGAGCUUUAUGCAAAGGAUCAAGAUGCAUUUUUUAAAGCAUUUGCUCAUGCAAUUGAGAAAGUAAGCGUUUAUCACGUUAAAACUGGGAAAAAGGGAGAGGUGAGACGCAGAUGUGAUGUUGUCAAUCAUUUACAAGUGAAUUCCAACAAGAAAACUGCUAGUUAGGAUCCAAUAGCAUGUUUUAGUCAUGUGAAGGUGCUUUUGGAUUAUAGUUUUCCAUUGAAAAUGAUAUGUUGGGUGAAGAUGUUAGGUGAGGUCUUGAUAGGAUAAGAUUUAUGUGUUUGUAUUAGAAUGCAUGUCCAAAUGUGAACAGUUUUGACCUCAUGAUAAUUCAACAUUUUUUGUCUAUCAAGACCUCAUAUGAUAAUUCAAUUAUUUGCUUCUUGAA
This is a messenger RNA of Nicotiana attenuata, 1443 nucleotides long. Its product is annotated as peroxidase 6-like. Bases 213 to 1220 code for a protein of 335 amino acids. Gene Ontology annotation, molecular function: peroxidase activity; heme binding. The transcript has a single exon. Gene Ontology annotation, biological process: response to oxidative stress; hydrogen peroxide catabolic process. Lineage: Eukaryota; Viridiplantae; Streptophyta; Magnoliopsida; Solanales; Solanaceae. The record is from RefSeq and is a predicted model, not a curated record.